Galeopterus variegatus (Sunda flying lemur) is the source of this 849-nucleotide messenger RNA. It is a transcript of the gene CD28, whose product is annotated as CD28 molecule. The record is from RefSeq and is a predicted model, not a curated record. The transcript is spliced from 4 exons. The coding region runs from base 32 to 799 and encodes 255 amino acids. Gene Ontology annotation, biological process: positive regulation of T cell proliferation; T cell receptor signaling pathway; T cell costimulation. NCBI's taxonomy places the organism in Eukaryota, Metazoa, Chordata, Mammalia, Dermoptera, Cynocephalidae. Gene Ontology annotation, cellular component: external side of plasma membrane; membrane.
CCCAAGGGAAGUAAGUUGGUGGUGGCCGGGGAUGACAGAGACUCUCAGGCCUUGGCAGGUGCAUCUUCUGUUCACCUCACACAUUGGGUUCCUCAGGAAGGAGGGGCUGGAGCCCUGGCCCACCAUUAGGACAAUGAUGUUCAGGCUUCUCCUGGCUCUCAACUUCUUCCCCUCAAUUCAAGUAACAGAGAACAAGAUUUUGGUGAAGCAGUUGCCCAUGCUUGUGGUGGACAACUAUGCAGUCAACAUUAGCUGCAAGUAUACCUACAACCUCUUCUCAAAGGAGUUCCGGGCAUCGCUUUAUAAGGGAGUGGACAGUGCUGUGGAAGUUUGUGUUGUGAACGGGAAUUACUCCCAUCAGCUUCAGUUCCACUCAAAUACAGGAUUCAACUGUGAUGGGAAAUUGGGCAAUGAAACAGUGACAUUCUACCUCCAGAAUUUGUAUGUUAACCAAACAGAUAUUUACUUCUGUAAAAUUGAGGUCAUGUAUCCUCCUCCUUACCUAGACAAUGAGAAGAGCAAUGGAACCAUUAUCCAUGUGAAAGAGAAACAUCCUUGUCCAAAUCACCCGUCUCCAAAGUCUUCCAAGCCAUUUUGGGCACUGGUGGUGGUUGGUGGAGUCCUGGCUUUCUAUAGCUUGCUGGUAACAGUGGCCCUUUGUAUUUGCUGGAUGAGGAGUAGGAGGAGCAGGCUCCUUCAGAGUGACUACAUGAACAUGACUCCCCGGAGGCCCGGGCCCACCCGCAGGCACUACCAGCCCUACGCUCCUACCCGAGACUUCGCGGCAUACCGCUCCUGACACAGAUGCCUAUCCAGAAGCCAGCUGGCUGGCACCCCUCCACCUGCUCA